Molecule: messenger RNA, 1128 nt
Organism: Opisthorchis viverrini
Lineage: Eukaryota; Metazoa; Platyhelminthes; Trematoda; Opisthorchiida; Opisthorchiidae
Exons: 5
Coding region: 1-1128 (375 amino acids)
Source: RefSeq, a predicted model, not a curated record
AUGUUAAGGUUUAUUCCGUGUCUAUCUUCAAAAGCCACACAAUGUCUACUUAUCUCCAACUUUCAAUUCCAGGUGUACGAUGGCAUUGCGGUCCGUAUGAAGGAAGAGUUUGCUUCUUACGAGUCCCACAAAGCUAACAACAGUGGAAGCAUUGUGAGCGGGUUUUUAAUGACAGCUGUAAGUUGGAAACGCCCAUUGUUCGGUUUGUGGUUUGACUCUGUAACACAUGAGAAGAUAUCUGGGAACGUGGGAAGUUAUUUCAUUGUGGAGACACCCACAAUUAAUCUGAUUCGACCGGAAGGACACACGUCUCUGCAGGGUAAUGUGAAAGACGUUCCGUCCAUGACACAAUCCGGGAAGCCGCUUCAUGAUACAGUUGGCCCGAUAUUCGACAUCUUACAGUAUAUUUUCAUAAAGGAAACUGCUCACAAGGUUGCUGAAACCUCAUCGAAACCCACGACCGGUUUCGCCCUUCUUAGGGCUCAUCAGGUAGGCGCAGUCUCCGAGUUUCCGUCAAACUUAUGUUCUAAUUUAACCCGAAUCGGGUUGUUUUUGAGAAGUACUUUCAUUCGCAAAUCAAUUUGGUUUUCACGAGAGACUCAACUGAAUCUCUCGUUUAUGAUAAUCUACAAGUGCGCCUACCUGAUGAGCCCCAUGAAGAGCGAAACCGGUCCAGUCAUGGGGGGUGCUGAGCAAAUGUUUGUAUUCGAAACCUUUUUCACCAACGUACCAACUCUGGUCAAUUUUACCAGGGCGGUAAAAUCAGAUAACUUCGUCGCCAUCAUCACCACAAUCGAUAGCCUGUUCCUACUAUCUUCAGCUUCCUAUGGUUUAUGGGUUUAUGGCCACAUAAAACCUCAGAUACUCGUUGAAUCAUUAUUGUGUUUUGCCAUAUCCAUAUUCGUCUACGUUGCAGCACUCAAAGCUCCCAUUGAAUGCUGCAAAAUGAUAGAACCUGAUUUGAAGAGUGGUUGCCCAAAUCAGUUCAUCAGGACCAACAGCUACUUCUUCAAUGGUUGUGAAUCCAAUCUGAGGCAAUAUCUACACGAGCACAUACCCGUGAUUGUCUACGCAUCUCUGUCUGUGUUGCCGCUCGACGCCUUGGAUGUUGCGCGGGCUCCUGAAUAA